AUGAGCGACUUGGAGUCAAAGCAGGACUCGGGCUGUGAGGAAGAAGAAGAGGCAAUAGACACGGUUUAUGAACACGAGUGUUCGGUGCGGGAGAGUGUCGUGGAUUUCUCCUCUAUGCUCAAAGAUUUGGACUUACAACAGGUCAACGGCCCCCUGACAUCUGGACCAGAUCCGUCCCUUUACUUCAGCAGUGCAGAGGAUGAUGAGGAGGAAGAUGAUGAUGAUGAGGUCUCAGAGGAAGCAUCCACGACGGUCACACCAGACGAGAAGAGUCCAUUGGAGCAAAGGAGCAGACAAAGGGAGGAGGACUUUGAGCUGGAGCUGAGGACACUCCACGAGACCGAACGGUCACACCAGCGGUCAGGAAAGUCUCGCACUUCCAUGGGUGCAGCGCUCGGACACAUUCCGCUGACACCAAAACGGAGCGGUGGCCGUGGCGCGACGGAUUUAGGCGCAGCGCUGCCACCCACCUUUGAAAGGGCCGCAUGUACAGGCGGCCCAAUCGUAUGGCGACCAGGGCUGAUUCCAUCAGACCCAGAAGCCUGA
Molecule: messenger RNA, 546 nt
Organism: Knipowitschia caucasica
Lineage: Eukaryota; Metazoa; Chordata; Actinopteri; Gobiiformes; Gobiidae
Source: the annotation of a GenBank genome assembly